AUGUGGCAUCUAAGCUGGCUUCCGUUGUUUCUCGGGGGUUGCGCAGCUUCUUACAAUGUGUGCGACGACACCAAGGUCGCUUCACUGCCGUUCUGCGAUUCGUUGCUGCCUCUAAACACUCGUGUGGACGAUUUAGGAACUCGAAUACCGCUGGAUCAGGCAGUUGGGCUCUUGGUGCACGGUGUGGCGCUAGCACCUGGAGUGACGUUCAAGGGACCCAUCACUGCAGCCACCAGUUUCCCACAGGUGCUGAGCACCGCGGCGUCGUUUAACCGCUCGUUGUUCUACCAGAUCGCCGAUGUAAUCUCCACUGAAGCUCGAGCGUUUAACAAUGCGAAGGAUGCGGGACUGACGUUCUGGACACCUAAUGUCAACAUCUUCCGUGACCCGAGAUGGGGGCGCGGACAAGAGACACCAGGAGAAGACCCGUACCUCACAGGGGAGUACGCAGUGGCCUUUGUGAGAGGCCUACAAGGCGAAGGAAUGGAAGGAAGAGAAGUCGAGAACACCAAGUUCUUGAAGAUAUCAAGCUGCUGUAAACACUUUUCAGCGUACUCGCAGGAGGUGCCGAGACACCGCAACAACGCGAUGGUCACCAAGCAAGAUCAAGCUGACACCUACUUUCCGGCAUUCGAAGACUGUGUGAAGCGAGGCCAUGCGCAGCCUUUUGCAAACAUCACGAAAGACUCAGUAGACACAACAACACAUCGGCAACUCGCACUGGAAGCUGCUCGUCAGAGCAUUGUAUUGCUCAAGAAUGACGAGUUGAACUCACGUUCCACGAACCGAGGGUUCGGACGAUUGUCUGAGGCCGAGGGCGAAGGACUGCGGCGCUUGCUUGCUCGCUUGCCCACAGCCGCGUCACCCGCUGAGCCGAUCACCUCGGAGGCCACCUAA
Molecule: messenger RNA, 897 nt
Organism: Phytophthora infestans T30-4
Lineage: Eukaryota; Oomycota; Peronosporomycetes; Peronosporales; Peronosporaceae
Product: glycoside hydrolase, putative
Exons: 3
Coding region: 1-897 (298 amino acids)
Biological process (GO): xylan catabolic process; arabinan catabolic process
Cellular component (GO): plant-type cell wall
Molecular function (GO): xylan 1,4-beta-xylosidase activity; alpha-L-arabinofuranosidase activity
Source: RefSeq, a predicted model, not a curated record